CCUUUUCGUCAAAAGCAGCCAAUGGUAAAAGGCAGUAAGGAUAGUGGCCUUUUUCUAUUGGCUGCUGGUGUAGAUUUUUGAUUCGCUGUUUAUUUUUGAUCAAGAGGCAGUGCAAAAGUGACAAAAUGUAGAUUCAAUAUCAAACAAACCCAGGGCAGCGAAGGGGGCUUAGCCAGGUAGCUUUGGCUGAUUGAGUCUGCUGAAAGAUAGGAUAGGUAGAAAGCGGACACAAACGAACUGAAGCAAAGUAUAUUGAAACUUUUGUACACAGUACUCUAGAACUAAAAGGGAGCUAAAUGGUGUUUAUACACUUAGAUGAGGAAUGGGUGAUUGAUAAUGAAUGGAGUGAGAACCGAGAGGCUUGCUCUCGGGGCUCUGGAAGAAUAUGAGGCCCGCUCGCGUCUAAAUAUCUACAGAGGAAGCGAAUCAGAGAGAAACCUGCUUUUGCUGCAUCCGCUCACAGCUUCCACACGGAGAGAGGCCUGUUCCACCACAUUGGCCGAUUAUUCCAGCCCCCAAAUGACGGUCGACGGUUCCACCAUGCUGGCGGAUUCAGGCCGCCGGAUGGCAUCCACCACGACGGGCCUGAAUUGCCAGGGUUUGUUUGAUCUCCCGGAUAUGGUUGACCACCUGGAUUUGGUUGACCACCUGGAUUUGGCUCACCGCCUGGAUUUACAGGUGGGCUUGGAGCUGGUUGUUCUGGAGGCGGGUUCUGACCUGGAGGUGGGUUCUGACUUGGGGGUUUGUUCUGGCCUGGUUGUUCGUCCUGGCCUGGGGGUUUGUUCGGCUGGUUCUCACCCUGCUUUGGAUCUUUGGUCCCGCUGGCUCCGUUGACAAGUAGCCUGUUGGUGGUGUUGGGCCCAGGAUUCUUGACGGACGCAGAUGCAGCUUUCUUGAAGAAGGCGCAUGCAACCUUCAGAUCAAAGCCGCCACCAGAUAUAGAUACUUG
This is a messenger RNA of Trichophyton rubrum CBS 118892, 949 nucleotides long. RefSeq lists its product as uncharacterized. Lineage: Eukaryota; Fungi; Ascomycota; Eurotiomycetes; Onygenales; Arthrodermataceae. The record is from RefSeq and is a predicted model, not a curated record. The transcript is spliced from 2 exons. Bases 337 to 834 code for a protein of 165 amino acids.